This is a messenger RNA of Nanorana parkeri, 1207 nucleotides long. It is a transcript of the gene ATF3, whose product is annotated as activating transcription factor 3. The record is from RefSeq and is a predicted model, not a curated record. Gene Ontology annotation, cellular component: nucleus. The transcript has 4 exons. Bases 84 to 644 code for a protein of 186 amino acids. Gene Ontology annotation, biological process: regulation of transcription by RNA polymerase II. Gene Ontology annotation, molecular function: RNA polymerase II cis-regulatory region sequence-specific DNA binding; DNA-binding transcription factor activity, RNA polymerase II-specific. Lineage: Eukaryota; Metazoa; Chordata; Amphibia; Anura; Dicroglossidae.
GACUGAGUGCUGGCUGGACGGAGCCGACCCUUUGUCUGCCAUUCUUUCCUAAGAACAGCAGCGCGCUGACAAGCUUCAGAAAAAUGAUGCUUCAACACCCAGGACAGGGAUCAGCUGUGGAGGUCAGCGCAACCGCCAUUGUCCCAUGCCUGUCUCCAACAAUGACAUUUGCUUUCGAAGACUUCACCAACCUGACGCCUCUGGUUAAAGAAGAACUGAGGUUCACCAUCCAGAAUAAGCGUAUCCGGGCACCUUGCACAUUGGAUAGCGUUGUGGUUGCGGAAAGGCCCAUUGAAAUGACAAUGUCUAAGACAGAGUUUGUGCCGCAUGAAGACGAUAGGAAGAGGAGGAGAAGAGAGAGGAACAAGGUUGCAGCUGCAAAGUGUCGAAACAAAAAGAAAGAGAAAACAGAAUGCUUGCAGAAGGAGUCAGAGAAGCUGGAAUCUAUCAAUGCAGACCUGAAAGCCCAAAUUGAGGAACUAAAGAACGAGAAGCAGCAUCUUAUCUACAUGUUGAACCUCCACCGACCCACCUGCAUUGUGCGAGCACAAAACGGGCGGACCCCGGAGGACGAGCGCAAACUCUUCAUCCAACAAAUCAAAGAAAGCACGCUGCAGAACUUAGUGACGGAAGGUGUGAACUGAGCGCUUGUCUGCUGGACUUCAGAAUGAACUAUGUGCAGCCCUUUGGGGGUUCAGGACAUCAGAGAAUCCUUGCAACUGAGGAAUCUUUACCAGGAAGAUCCUACUUCGUAUUAACAUCAGAUGUCUCUGGUUACAAAGUGGAAGGACUUUCCCUUUUUAUAGGAUGCUGUGAGCUCCUUCCAUCCAGUAGUGGCUUGGAAUCUCCAACAAAAGGAGAACGUACUUUACCUUUCGGAGUUAUUACCAGGUUCCAGUCACUAUUCGAUUGCUGCUUCCUUCAUCCUAGCAGUCUGAUUUGUUAUUUUUUACACUUUGUGCAAUCGAUUUUUCUUUUUUGUUAACAGAAACAAGGAGAAAAAACAUUUCAGUGUUUUUGGGGGUGACGGUAUCUGUCACCCGUUAAUGUUUCUGUUCAAAUCCACAGAAGUAUUUUAAGAAGAUGGAAACAUCCAAUGAACUGCCUUAACUGAUCCAUUUGGAGACAAUGCUUGUUUCCUGCUAUUUAUUUUUGAGAAGUCAUCUUGCUUCCACCAUCUUUAAUUGUCAAUGUUGUACUUUUUUUU